AAUUUACCUCAGAAACAUUUUACCUCAACCCACGACGACCGUUGAGUUUUGACCAAAGGUUCGCUGUAAAAAAUCUCUUCAUAAUGUUAUUCCGCCUAAUUGAAAUUCCCCAAUGACCGCCGCCGCGCUUCCUCCUCGCACUGCAUCCCUCCGCCGCAUCGGUUAGAUCCGGGGAGUUUCUCUUCGCGGAGACUCAAAUCGCAUCAGUGGGCGACUGCAAACACACGCAGCCUCCUCUCAGCCGCUCCUGCCGCUGUCAUCGGGGACAAAAACCACCAGUAAACACUCACCCACACCUGGAUCUAUCUCUCAAAGCCGUAUAUUUUCACCUGAUGUGAGAGAGUGUUUUGCAGGGAGCAGUGAUGGGCGCGUUUGGAGUGAUUCUGAGGAGUUUACAUUGUAUGGGACUCUACAUCCAACUUAGUGCCAGUCUCAGACAAGCUGGAAGCGACGACGUGGAGAACCACAUAUCCAACAACGCGGUGUUCACAGAGGUGCCUCAUGACAUUACGGCACAGAGCGGACAGGAUGUGGAGAUGGCCUGCUCCUUCAGAGGUGCGGGAACGCCCUCCUACUCGCUGGAGAUUCAGUGGUGGUACAUCAGGAACCACAGAGAAUGGACCGACAAGCAGACGUGGAGCACCAAUCAGGUGGUGCCACAGAAUGAGAUGUCAAAGGACGCCACCAAAAUCAGUGUGGUGAAGGUUGCCGGAAGCAACAUCUCCCACAAGCUCCGUCUGUCCAGCGUGAAGCCGUCGGACGAGGGCACGUACGAAUGCCGCGUCAUCGACUUCAGCGACAGCAAGCUGCGCCACCAUCGCGUGCGGGCGUACCUGCAGGUGGAGCGGCCCGAGGGGAACGCGGCUCCUCCGGUCCAUCAGGGUGCGACAUCGCAAGAGGAGGUUCUGCAGUCCGACCACCACAAGCACCAGCCGGCCCACCACGCCCACCACAAACCUGGCCGAGAGCUCAGGAAGAGGUCCACUGAUGAUAGCACCACUGACUGCACUGAGAGCUGUGCACUUUAGGUUCCUCUUAUCUUUAGUUACUACGCGACCCGAACACCCUGUACACCUACACCACCCAAAUACCCCAUAAUUCCUUAAGCCAACACCUAAACCUAGGGAUAGCUCACCUGAAAAUUACAAAUCUGUCAUUUACUCACCCUUGUGUUGUUCCAAACUCAUAUGACUGAUUUUUACUAAAAAAAAAAAAAACAUUUAAGGUUUUUGUGACUUUAUUAUAUAUAUAUAUAUAUAUAUAUAUAUAUAUAUAUUGUUUUAUGUGCAUUUUGUCCUUUGUUAUUAUAAUUUUUUAGCCCCUGGUCACUGUCUUCUUCCAAAGAGCAAAUUAAAUAUUAAAUCAAUCAUUAAAUCAAUUUUGUUUCAUGUAAAAAAAAAAAAAAAAAA
Molecule: messenger RNA, 1409 nt
Organism: Labeo rohita (rohu)
Lineage: Eukaryota; Metazoa; Chordata; Actinopteri; Cypriniformes; Cyprinidae
Gene: vstm2la
Product: V-set and transmembrane domain-containing protein 2-like protein
Exons: 4
Coding region: 363-1028 (221 amino acids)
Source: RefSeq, a predicted model, not a curated record